AUGGCUGGAAAGAAAAUUGAUAUCAACACAGCAACAGUCAGCGACCUUGAAAAUCUUGCUGGUGUUGGGCAGCACAGAGCUGAAGCCAUUGUCAAACACAGGAAGGAAAGUGGGGGGUUCACCAGCGUAAUUGACCUCUCACAAGUUCCCGGCAUCAGUCCUGCCCUUAUUGAACAAAACAGGGGACGGAUUGUUUGCCGUCCCAGGAGUUCACAAGCUAAACAGAAAAAUGGUCCAAGAGCUCAGAGAAGAGCCACUCGACAACAUUGCCAGGAUAGUGUAGACACUGCCUCGUCAGAGCUGUCAGGGAGCGGCACAGAGUGUGCAAACAGUCAUAGUUCUCCAACAAGGUGCCACUUCACCCGCUCCCAGAGUGCAGCACUUCGGUUGUGCCAAGGAUGUUCAUCAGAAACCCCUCCAGCAGACAGUGCAUCGACAAGUUUUAUAGUAACUAGAAGUGGGGCGAACUCCGGCCGUGUUUCCAACGGGAGCAGGAUCCAGGCCGAGGAGUCCUGCAACGAUGGCAGUGAAGAGUUAGACGAACGGAGUGCUGGUUCCUGUGCACACAGCACCAACAAUGACAGCAGUGCUGUUCACAACAAUUCAGUUUUUGGUGACGAUGAUAUGUUGGCUGGUGGUGAUGACGGAAGCAUUUCAGAUAGGGAGAGCAGCCACGAUGAGGAGGAGAGUCUGUUGAGUCAGCCUGAUGAGAGUUUAGAUGAGGACUGUGAUAACAACGACGAUGGUGAUUAUGAUGAAGAGGAGAAUGAGGAUGAGCUUAGCAGUAGAGGAGACUGGAGACAAUCAGAUACUGUGAGAACGACACGAUCAGGGUUUGGUUCACAUAAAGAUGAGGAGAAUGAAGGACCUCCUUUGCCCAGGCUUUUGCAUUUAAAAAGACGAACUGCCAGUACACGUGAUGAUAGAGAUGAAGAGCGGGAUACUGACAUGUCGCCAGGGAAGAAGCUGAGAAUGUCACUCAUCAGCUGUCAUGUAUGUGGACAGAGUCUUGCAAAAGUUCCACGUUGGAGACUUGCCCAGAUGCCUCGUGGAAAGAUUCCCUCAAAAGAGAACCCACCUCCUAAGAUGGAUGAUUGGCUUAAAACUUUCCAGGGAUGGGGUAAUGCUGAGAGGAUGAUGGCAGUUGAUGAACUGAUCAAUCUCUGUGACCCCACGCAAGUCAGGCACAUGAUGCAGGUCAUAGAACCACAGUUCCAACGAGACUUCAUCUCCCUUUUGCCAAAAGAGUUGGCUUUAUAUGUUUUGUCAUUCCUGGAACCAAGAGACCUUCUUAGGGCAGCUCAGACUUGUCGAUACUGGCGAGUUCUUGCAGAAGAUAAUUUACUGUGGCGAGAGAAGUGUCGGGAGGAAGGCGUGGAUGAGGAAAUGGUGUACGGGUCACGUAUGCGUCGCCGGCACUCUGCACGUAGCCCUUACAAGUCUCUCUUCAUGCGUCAGUCACAGAUAGAGUAUAACUGGAGGACUGGUGUUAAUCGUCCUCCUAAGUGUCUAAAAGGGCAUGAUGAUCAUGUCAUUACCUGUCUGGAGUUUUGUGGGAACAGAGUAGUCAGUGGUUCCGAUGAUAACACUCUCAAAGUGUGGUCUGUAACAUCUGGCAAGUGUCUGCGAACCUUGAUUGGCCAUACUGGAGGUGUGUGGUCAUCACAAAUGUCAGGUACAGUGGUUAUUAGUGGUUCAACUGACCGGACACUGAAAGUUUGGAAUGCUGAAACUGGUCAGUGCAGGCACACCUUAUAUGGUCACUCUUCCACUGUCAGGUGCAUGUCCUUACAUGGCAACGAAGUUGUAAGUGGUUCCAGGGAUGCUACUCUGCGAGUUUGGGACAUAGAAACGGGUGCAUGUAAGCAUAUUCUUAUGGGGCAUGUGGCUGCUGUGAGGUGUGUACAGUUUGAUGGCAGGCGUGUUGUCAGUGGAGCUUACGACUACACAGUGCGGGUAUGGGACCCAGAAACUGAGGCAUGCUUGCACACUCUACAAGGGCAUUCCAACAGAGUUUAUUCCUUACAGUUUGAUGGUGUCCAUGUGGUCAGUGGUUCCCUUGACACAUCCAUUCGUGUCUGGGAUGUGGAGUCUGGCAACUGCCUCCAAACACUCAUCGGUCACCAGUCCUUGACCAGUGGUCUGGAGCUGAAAAAUAACAUCCUGGUGUCUGGUAAUGCUGACUCGACAGUGAAAGUUUGGGACAUCACAACUGGGCAGUGUCUGCAGACAUUACAAGGACCAAAUAAACAUCAGAGUGCUGUCACCUGCUUGCAGUUCAGCAAGAAGUUUGUGAUUACUUCCUCGGAUGAUGGCACUGUGAAAAUCUGGGACCUCAAGACUGGGGAGUUUCUACGAAACCUAGUGACACUGGAAAGUGGUGGCAGCGGCGGGGUAGUUUGGCGUCUGCGCUGUUCAAAUACCAGGCUAGUGUGUGCAGUCGGAAGCCGAAACGGAACAGAAGAGACCAAACUGAUGGUGCUAGAUUUCGAUGUGGAAGACAAGGAUAGGAAAAACUACUCUGAACAGCAGCUGGAGAGGAGACAUUCUUCAGGAUUGUGA
Messenger RNA from Candidula unifasciata, 2562 nucleotides. The record is from the annotation of a GenBank genome assembly. Lineage: Eukaryota; Metazoa; Mollusca; Gastropoda; Stylommatophora; Geomitridae.